Malurus melanocephalus (red-backed fairy wren) is the source of this 1421-nucleotide messenger RNA. RefSeq names its product guanidinoacetate N-methyltransferase (gene GAMT). Lineage: Eukaryota; Metazoa; Chordata; Aves; Passeriformes; Maluridae. The record is from RefSeq and is a predicted model, not a curated record. The transcript has 6 exons. Gene Ontology annotation, biological process: creatine biosynthetic process. Gene Ontology annotation, cellular component: cytoplasm; nucleus. Gene Ontology annotation, molecular function: guanidinoacetate N-methyltransferase activity. Bases 122 to 835 code for a protein of 237 amino acids.
GGCUGUGCACACUCAGCACUUUCCCGCUGGCCUAUUUAAAGCCGGCCAAGAGCCCCGUGGCCCUUUCUUUCCCUCUCCUGGCACGUCUCAGCCCAUCCAGCUGGACUUUCUUCCUGCAGCCAUGAGCUCYGGAGCAGCGGCCGGGCCGAUCUUUGCCGAGGGCGAGGACUGCAAGGCAGCCUGGAGCAAGGCCAUGGCCGGCUACGAUGAGCCCGAUGCCCACCUGGAGAUCAUGGGCAAGCCGGUGAUGGAGCGCUGGGAGAUGCCCUACAUGCACUCCCUGGCCACUGUGGCUGCAUCGAAGGGUGGCCGUGUGCUCGAGGUGGGAUUUGGGAUGGCCAUCUCCGCCUCCAAGGUGCAGGAAUUCGACAUCGAGGAGCACUGGAUCAUCGAGUGCAAUGAGGGCGUUUACCGGCGCCUGGAGCAAUGGGCCAAGGCMCAGCCACACAAGGUGGUGCCCCUGAAGGGGCUGUGGGAGGACGUGGUGCCAACGCUGCCUGAUGGGCACUUCAGUGGGAUCCUGUACGACGCCUACCCGCUGUCGGAGGACACGUGGCACACACAUCAGUUCGAUUUCAUCAAGGCCCACGCCUUCCGCCUGCUGCGGCCGGGAGGGGUUCUCACCUACUGCAACCUCACCUCGUGGGGGGAGCUGCUCAAGACCCAGUACAGCGACAUCCAGAAGAUGUUUGAGGAAACCCAGGUGGGGCAGCUGGUGGAGGCGGGGUUCAAGCGGGAGAACAUCAGCAUGACGGUGAUGGAGCUGGAGCCGCCUGCGGAGUGCCGCUACUACUCCUACCCCAAGAUGAUCACCCCCACCGUGCUCAAACACUGACGGGCAACCCCCGGGAGAGGGGCUGGCCGUGUGCUGAUGAGGAGGAGAACGGCUCUGAUCUGCUUUGAUGGCCCCCAAAGAUCAGAGCUGAUUCAUCCUGAGAUGCGUGGAGGUUUGGGAUGGAAGUGCUGGAUUCCAGUGGAAAAAUGGGAAACACCCUCCCUCAGGAGCCCCCUAACCUUUGGGCUCUGUGGAAGAAGAUCCCACCCUCCUCUGUCCCUUAAAUUCUUGCAAUUCUCAGUUAAGCUGGAAUUUCAGACUCUGGUUCGGAGCCUUUGGCUGAAGGGGUUCCAGAACCAUCCUUUCCCUAUAAAAACUGCAUCAUUUUGAGAAAUCACAGGGUGGCUUCCCACAAGAGCUAAAUAAUCCAAACCAGGUGGGGAAACAGGGCAGUUUGAGGCAUUUUGAGGCAUUUUGAGGCAUUUCAGCUUCUCCUGAAGCAGCUCCCCAGGGAAGUUUCCCAAAACCUUCGGCCAAGCUCCACAGCAGCAAAUCCUAACCCAAACACCCCCUCACAGCUCAAUAAAUGAUGUUUCCUCUCUCCCCGGAAGGGAUAAAGUCCAUUAAAAGGAAUGAAAUACCCAAA